Messenger RNA from Exophiala viscosa, 1316 nucleotides. Its product is annotated as alcohol dehydrogenase. Gene Ontology annotation, molecular function: alcohol dehydrogenase (NAD+) activity. Gene Ontology annotation, cellular component: cytoplasm. The record is from RefSeq and is a predicted model, not a curated record. The coding region runs from base 155 to 1294 and encodes 379 amino acids. NCBI's taxonomy places the organism in Eukaryota, Fungi, Ascomycota, Eurotiomycetes, Chaetothyriales, Herpotrichiellaceae. The transcript has a single exon.
UGCGAGCGCCGCAAGAAAAUAUACUACGGGACAUCGACUUGGCGAUCAAGUCACCAGCAUUUCGAUACAGAAACGAGGGAUACCAGUUCUUAAGCUGUGCAGAAGCAUCUCUACCAGAAGGACCUUAAGCAAAACUACUCAACCACCAGCCACAAUGCGCGCCCAAGUACUCGAGGUAUUCAACCAGCCGUACACGCUGAAGACAGACUUUCCACGACCCCCAACACCCCAGGGCCAUGAAAUGCUUGUCCGGGUUACGGCUGCAUCGUACUGCCACACGGACGCGGUCUUUGCAUCCGGCCAAAUGCAACAAGGUCUUCCGCGCGUGAAUUCGCACGAAUUCGCCGGCGUGGUGGAAGAAUUGGGCCCGGAGGCUGAGAAGGUCGCUCAAGCCAAGGGCAUCACGAAGGGGAACUUGGUUGGAGUGCCCGGUCGAGCGUUUGCAUGCUGCGGCGAGUGCCUCGAAUGCACAGAGAAUGGAGGCGAUCUGCAUGGGUAUGGCGUCUGGUGUUCAAGGGCAUCGAAUCUCGGUCUAACCCGCGACGGCGGAUUCCAGGAGUACUGUCUAGUGGAUGUCAGGCAGGUCGCGAGGGUACCGGAAGGCGGCAACAUGAAGGCCGUGGACAUUGCGCCGCUCAUGUGUGCGGGCGUGACGGUCUGGAAUGCGCUGGAAGCUGCUGGAUUGGACAUGUCUGGCUCGACAGGCAAGUCGAAGAAGUCGGUUGCGAUUGUCGGAGCAGGAGGCGGUCUGGGACAUCUGGGUGUGCAAUUCGCGGCAAAGUUGGGAUGGCAUGUCGUGGCUGUGGACACAACGCCUGCGAUUGGCAUGCUGAAGUCCGUGGUCGAAGAACUCGGUGAGGAUGGCGCGAAUGUCACAAUCGUGGACGCGCUGCAAGAGUCUGUCGAAGCCGCGAAGAAGCGCAUUUUCGGAGAUCCAGCAAAGGGUCUAGAAGGCGAGAGGGGGUGCGAUUCGUCGCUGGUAUUGCCAGAAUCACAACCGGCGUUUGACUUCGGGAUGGGAAUUCUCAAGAACCAUGGCACGUGUGUGGCUGUGAGCUUCCCCAAGGAUGGCUGGAAAUUCAAGCCUGGAGAUCUAGUAUUUCGGCAUAUCAAGCUGAUAGGCGUGUUGACGGGCCGGAAUCACCAGCUGCAGGCCAUGGUCGACUUCGCGGCCAAGGAAACCGUCAAGGCAAAGAUCAGAACAUAUCCGCUCGAAAAGCUCAACGAGCUGGUGGAAGAUUAUCACCGUGGCGUCGGCGGAAAAUUGGUUGUUGAUAUGGAGCUGAAGCCAUAAUCAGAAUGCAUGCACCUUCUGA